AAAGGCUGGAGUGAAUGAAAUUGCAGCCCCAGCUCCCUGUCCUCCAGCCAACCUUGUUCGAGGUGAAUAUUUACGAGUCCUGCACCUAUAUAACCCCGCUCCUCUCCCUCUCAGUCUGACCUCUUGCUUGCUCUCCCAACUCCAUCACCCAAAGUGAUUUCCAGUUGUGAAAUUCUGUGAUCUCAUCUCCCCAUCUCCCAAAUCAUAUCUCUCCAUUGACAGCCCUAUCCUGGACAAGAUGCCUCAGAACAACGGCUACUCGUACAAGAGCUCCGGCACGAACAGUCAGGGCAACCACUACUGCGCUCGCGACUACGGCAACGGCUCCAACGCGUACCACUACUCCAACACGAACGGAUCCUAUUACUACUCCAACCCCAAUGGGAGCACCUACUACAACAAUGGCAAUGGUGGAUCGACCUACACUUCGUCGUCCAGCAACUCUCAGUCUUCGGGCUCUGGCAGCGGUAGUGGCAGCUCAGGCUCCCAGGGCUCCAAGAAAUAGGAGCGAACAGGACCUGGCUGACUUCCCUGUGCUGGUUCACCGGGGCGGUGACGACGAUGUGCUCUGAAGAGUGAGAUGUGUUGCGCCCCGAGGCUUUAGAAAAAGGGGAGGAGUUCCAUCACGAUGAGGCAUUGCGAUCACCUCGACUUGAGAGAGCUUAAUUAGCCAUCCUCACCCCAGUAUUCUUGCCUCUCGCCUCUCUCACCGUGAAACUUCUAGGGAUUCCAGGCUUUGCAUGUGAAUGACAGGACAACUAGUGCGCAGUUUGGCUUCCGGGCAUCCGCUUGCUCGCCGGGCAUACUUCAUGUCCGCUGUAGGAUGUUUACGCAGAGUAUAAGCUACCGACCGAAUAAGU
Molecule: messenger RNA, 860 nt
Organism: Phialemonium atrogriseum
Lineage: Eukaryota; Fungi; Ascomycota; Sordariomycetes; Cephalothecales; Cephalothecaceae
Exons: 3
Coding region: 239-505 (88 amino acids)
Source: RefSeq, a predicted model, not a curated record